AUGUCCUACGCCGUCCAGGUGCUCGGCACCACCAUUCGCACUGUUCGCGCAAUUAGGGCCAAACUUCCAUCCACCUCGACUUGUCGCGCCCCCUACCCCAGAUUCUCGCGCACCCAUAUAUAUUAUGGCCACCUAUCCCCACUUCGUAACUUCCAUUCUUUUCCCUCCACAAUGUGUACGUCCACUCCACAAAGGGAAAUCCUCCCCACCAACGUCAAGCCUGUUCGCUACGACUUGACAUUGGAACCCGACUUUUCCGAUUUCACAUUUAAGGGUCAAUUGGCCAUUGAUUUGGAUGUCAAUGACACCUCCGACAAGAUCACCUUGAACUGUCUCGAAAUUGACAUUCACGAUGCGGCCGUCAACGGAAAGGCUGUGUCCAAGAUCUCCUAUGACGAGGACAUGCAAACCGCUGCUUUUGAUUUGGCCGAGUCCCUUCAAUCGGGCUCGAAAGCUACCUUGUCGCUCACUUUCACUGGUCUCUUAAACGACAAAAUGGCUGGUUUCUACCGUUCUUCCUACACUGACGAGUCCGGCAACACCGCUUACUUGGCUACCACGCAGAUGGAGCCUACGGAUUGCCGUAGAGCGUUCCCCUCGUUCGACGAGCCUGCGCUCAAGGCCAAGUUCGAUAUUUCCUUGGUCAGUGACGCCAAGUUGGUCCAUUUGUCCAACAUGGACACCAAGUCCGUCGAGGAUUUGGCUGACGGCAAGAAAAAGACCGUUUUCAACACCACUCCACUCAUGUCCACUUACUUGGUGGCCUUCAUCGUAGGUGACUUGCGCUGUGUAGAGAAUCACGACUACAACAAGCCAAUUAAGGUUUGGGCCACUCCUGGCUCCGAACACCUUGGAACCUACUCUGCCGACAUUGCUGCUAAAACACUCAAGUUCUUUGACGCCAAGUUCGACAUCCCCUACCCUCUCCCAAAGUUGGACAUGGUCGCCAUCCAUGAUUUCCUGGCCGGCGCCAUGGAAAACUUUGGUUUGAUCACCUACAGAACUGUCGAUUUGCUCUUGGAUCCAUCUCAUACCGAUGUUAACACCAAGCAACGUGUUACUGAGGUCGUCAUGCACGAGUUGGCCCAUCAAUGGUUUGGUAACUUGGUCACCAUGGAUUUCUGGGAUGGUUUGUGGCUUAACGAGGGUUUUGCCACCUGGAUGUCCUGGUACGCUUGUGACUCCUUGUAUCCUGACUGGAAGGUCUGGGAAUCUUAUGUUGCCGACUCCUUGCAGCUGGCCUUGACCUUGGAUUCUUUGAGAUCUUCUCAUCCUAUCGAGGUGCCUGUUAAGAGAGCCGAUGAGAUCAACCAGAUCUUCGAUGCUAUCUCUUACUCGAAGGGCUCUUCCUUGUUGAAGAUGAUCUCCCGCUGGUUGGGCGAGGAUGUCUUCAUCUCUGGUGUCUCUCUCUACUUAAAGACACACAUGUGGGGCAACACUCAAACCUCAGACUUAUGGGCUGCUUUGAGCAAGGUCAGUGGCAAGGACGUUGUUGCUGUGAUGGACAUCUGGACCAAGAAAAUUGGAUUCCCUGUUGUUCGCGUCGAGGAGUCUGGUAACACCUUGACCCUUACUCAGAACAGAUUCCUUGCUACUGCAGACGUCAAGCCAGAUGAAGACGAGACUUUGUACCCCGUUUUCUUGGGCUUGAAGACCUCUUCUGGUAUUGAUGAGUCUCUUACCUUGGAUAAGCGUUCGACAGAGAUUAAACUCGAAACUGAGGACGACUUCUUCAAGAUCAAUGCUGAUCAAGCAGGUGUCUACAGAACCGCCUACUCGCCUGAAAGAUGGACCAAGUUGGGUGAUGCUGGUGUGAAAGGUAAGUUGUCUGUCGAGGACCGUGUCGGUUUGGUCGCCGAUGCUGCCUCCUUGGCCUCCUCCGGUUUGAUCAGCUCCACUGAUUUCCUUAACUUGGUUAAGGCUUGGUCUGGUGAAGAUAACUACGUUGUUUGGGAGUCUUCUUUGACAAGUAUCUCCAAGAUCAAGAUGGCUCUUCAAUUUGAAGAUGACUCGAUCAAGAAGUCUUUGAACGCCUUCUGUCUCGACUUAAUUAGCCCAAAGCUCGCUCAGGUUGGUUGGACGUUCUCUGACAGUGAUUCUUUUGCUGAACAGCAGCUCAAGUCCUUGUUGUUUGGUGCAGCCGCUGCCAAUGGUCAUAAGGAGGUUGUCGAGUACGUCAACAAAUCGUUUGAUGCAUAUGUUGCUGGCGACAAGAGUGCCAUCAACCCUAAUAUUAAGGCUGCUGUAUUCAACACUGUUGCCCGUCUUGGCGGCAUUGAGACAUACGAGAAGAUUUACAAAAUUUACACCAACCCAGCUUCUGUCGAGGAAAAGAUCGCUGCAUUGAGAGCCUUGGGUAGAUUUGAGUCAGAGGAGAUUCUCGACAAAGUCACCGCUUUGUUGUUGCAGACUGACAUCGUUAAAUCUCAAGAUGUCUACAUUCCAAUGCAAGGCAUGAGAGCACACAGAUUAGGUGUUGAGAAGUUGUGGGCCUGGUUCACCGCAAACUGGGAUGCGAUCUACAAGUUGUUGCCUCCUGGUUUGUCCAUGUUGGGAUCUGUGGUCACCUUGGCUUCCUCUGGUUUCACUCAAGAAAAACAGAAGGAAGAAGUGAAGAAAUUUUUCGAGGGUGUCAACACCAAGGGCUUCGAGUCUAACUUGGCUCAAUCUUUGGAUAUGAUCACAAGUAAGGCCAACUGGGCUACUCGUGACUCUGAGGACAUCAAGUCUUGGUUGAAAGAGAACAAGUAUUACUAA
Molecule: messenger RNA, 2757 nt
Organism: Australozyma saopauloensis
Lineage: Eukaryota; Fungi; Ascomycota; Pichiomycetes; Serinales; Metschnikowiaceae
Gene: APE2
Product: metallo-aminopeptidase
Exons: 1
Coding region: 1-2757 (918 amino acids)
Biological process (GO): proteolysis; peptide catabolic process
Cellular component (GO): cytoplasm
Molecular function (GO): peptide binding; zinc ion binding; metalloaminopeptidase activity
Source: RefSeq, a predicted model, not a curated record